AUGAAACUCCUCGGAAUCGUCGAAAUCUUAUUGAUUGGAUUCACCACUGCCGUCGUUUCAAGUCUCGAACCUAGCAGAGAGCAAGAAGAUUUUAUCAAGGAACUGAAUGCGGCAAGAAAGAGUUUUGCGAAAAAGCAUAAAAUAAAUGGGAUGGAAAACUUGGUCUGGAGCAGUGAAUUGCAAGAAGUUGCGGACGCAGUCGAUUACAAAAAUCUACCGUUACCUGAAGAACGAAAGUGGCGUUUUACAUUGAUUCGGGAUUAUCCUACUGGGAUGAAAGGUCUACAAGACGAUCAGAAAUUCUAUUUUCCUGCACAAGACAUGCCUGUGAUCAAAAUGACACAAUCCAAUAAAUACUCCCGCGGGUUAGAGCAUAUCAAUCCUCUUCAGAAAAACAUUGCAUGUUCCCAAUACCAGGGAUGGGGUUACUCAGUCAUUUGCCUUCUUGGGCCAGAAUCGAGAAUUAUCGAUCUCUUCAAGUUUUGCGAACCGAACGCUGAUAAAAAGGGAGUAAAAGACAAGAAGUUGUGCAAGACAUUGAACAGCUUAAAGUACGAUCAACUGUUUUUUAUUAGUGAGCUGAACAAGGCGAGACAAGAGAAUGCGAAAAUGAAAAAAGUGGAUAAUAUGCACGAACUGUCAUGGAACAAAGAAAUGCACAAUAAGGCACUAAGCUUAAAGACUCAAACGACUCAUGAGCUACCUCAAGAUCGGAACUUUCGCCUUACCCGGAUUAGUUCAUAUCAAAACGGGUCAAAAGAGCUCAAAAAUUCGGAACUGAUCAUCCCAUUCACGGAUUUCGACAAAAGUGAAGUGGAAUUUUUCCAGAACAAAGAAUAUCUUCACCCACUACAGACUGACAUUGCAUGUGUUCCAGUGAAAAAUGCCUUUAUUUGCUUAUUGGGUCCAGAAGCUGAACCCAUAGAGGACAUCAAAAAUCCACCAGAGCAGUGUAAAGAAGAAUUCGAGAAAGAUGGGGAUUUGUGCUCGAGGAAGCCAGAGAAAGUCAUUAUUCCUCUUAAUUCAGAAACAAAAUCGACAGCCUCUCCUUCAGUUUCUACUAAUUCACCUGAAUCCGCUAUACAGACUCCCGGAACAUCUGAAAGCGAAACAGAAUCUAGUCCAGGAACAUGUGCGCUCCCAACGACAACUCCAGUUCCACGUGUCGCUUUCACACGGUUCACAACAGAAAAAGUGACACCCGAACCACCGCCACGUUUACCUAAGGAAUUGGAGGAUUAUGAAGAGUUAGAUGGAGAUGAGUAUGAUGAAGACUUUCCUACUGGCGAACCACCUCGAUACAAACGUAAUUCUAAUUUUGUUCCUUCUUGCUUGUUUUUUGUCUUAUUGGUCUUAGUUAGUUGUUUUUGA
Molecule: messenger RNA, 1371 nt
Organism: Caenorhabditis remanei
Lineage: Eukaryota; Metazoa; Nematoda; Chromadorea; Rhabditida; Rhabditidae
Exons: 6
Coding region: 1-1371 (456 amino acids)
Source: RefSeq, a predicted model, not a curated record